AUGAUCAGUUCAUUCCUUACUUGGCUGUGCCUACUUCUCCUCAGCCCUUUGACAUAUGCUUUUGACAUACAAUCCAAGCAAAAUGUGGCACUUUACUGGGGUCAAAACUCUGCUGGUUCUCAGCAGUCAUUGGGUGAAUAUUGUCAGUCCACUGAUGCAGAUAUCUAUCUGUUGUCCUUCCUUUAUCAGUUCCCAACUAUCGGUUUAAACUUUGCAAGUGCUUGUACUACUUCAUUUGGAGAUGGCACACUGCACUGUUCCGAGAUCGCUCAGGAUAUCAAAACUUGUCAGUCCCUUGGUAAGAAAGUUUUCCUUUCUUUAGGUGGUGCUUCUGGUGCAUAUGGGUUUAGUGAUGACAACAGCGCUAAGCAAUUUGCUCAAACACUUUGGGACACAUUUGGUGAAGGUUCUGGGACUGCUGAACGUCCAUUUGACUCUGCAAUUAUUGAUGGAUUUGACCUUGAUAUUGAGAACAAUCAACCUACUGGUUACGCUGCCUUAGUUACUGAGCUAAGAACUCUUUUCGCCAAAGGUACCAAGAAAUACUACAUCUCCGCAGCUCCUCAAUGCGUCUAUCCAGACGCAUCCGUCGGUGAUGUACUAGCCAACGCCGACGUUGAUUUUGCGUUCAUCCAGUUCUACAACAACUACUGUAACGUUGACAAGAGUUUUAACUGGGAUACCUGGCUAAAUUUUGCGCAAAGCGUAUCUCCAAACAAAGAUAUCAAGUUAUACUUAGGUUUACCAGGUUCUGCUACCGCUGCUAGUUCAGGUUAUAUUUCAGAUUUGUCUUUAUUGAAGGAGACAAUUGCAAAAAUUUCAACUACUGCCAACUUUGGGGGUGUUGCUAUGUGGGAUGCUUCCCAGGCGUUUGCCAACAAGAUUGACGGUCAAUCUUAUGUUUCUCACAUCAAGAACAUUUUGAGUUCAGGAAGCAGUGAUUUGACAGGUACUUCUGCGUCUAGCAGUUCUUCAACCUUCACUUCUUCGGCAUCAUCUUCCACAAGCUCUAUCGCAGUUCCAGCCACGACUUCCAGCUCUGAGGCCAAGACUUCCACACUUGAACCUUCUUUCCCUACCACGACCGUCGCUACAAACACUGAAGCUAAGACUACAACUCUUGCGCCUCAAGACACUCUUCAAACUUCUGUCACGACGUCUGCCAGUGAUUCUUCGACAACUUCUACUACGAGUACAGUAAAGAUCACACAGACCCUGACUUCCGCAAACAUCAAACAAGUUUCGACCAGUUCAAACGAGACCCCUGUUGUUACAACGGAGACUUCUAGCUCGGCUACUAGAACUACAUUGGCCCCAACAACCACUCCUGUCACAACAACUACUCCCGUCAUAACAACUACUCCAGCUUCAACAACCACUCCUGCUACAACUGCUACAACUGCUACAACUGCUACUCCUGCUGUAACUACAAGUGCUACAACUACUCAGGCCACUACAAGUGCUUCUACAGCGCAUGAACAGGCAGUAAGCUUGAAUGCACUUUACUCAUCCGGAAAAUACAACGGCAAGGAAACUUGUAGCAAUGGUGAUAUUGCAUGCUCUUCCACCGGCGAAUUUGCCAUCUGUAACUAUGGUACUUGGGUGACAAUGGCCUGCGCUCAAGGUACAACAUGUUUUGCAUAUGAUUCUGGUGAGUCUGUGUCCAGUGGUUGUAACUUCUCAAAUCUAAAGGAUAAUUUCACCAAGUAA
Torulaspora delbrueckii is the source of this 1710-nucleotide messenger RNA. It is a transcript of the gene CTS1, whose product is annotated as chitinase. The record is from RefSeq and is a predicted model, not a curated record. Gene Ontology annotation, cellular component: extracellular region. Bases 1 to 1710 code for a protein of 569 amino acids. Gene Ontology annotation, biological process: carbohydrate metabolic process. Lineage: Eukaryota; Fungi; Ascomycota; Saccharomycetes; Saccharomycetales; Saccharomycetaceae. The transcript has a single exon. Gene Ontology annotation, molecular function: chitinase activity.